ACCGAAUGGGUGUCCGGCGGCCGUCACGUCCUCAUCUGGCCGGCCGACUGCGCUCUGACUCCACGUGGAGUUAGUUUUGCUGCACCGCAGGUCACCUUGGCUCUGAUGAAGAGGAUGAUCCACUGCAGACCAAGAAUCCUGAUGGGCCCUGGGCUGAGAAUCCUGAGAGGCCCUGGAAGACUGAGACAUGUGGUGCUCCAGGCCAUGGUCAGUAGACCACAGACCACUGCUUCCCAUGUCUUCCGAGACGGAGAACUGGCUCUGUUGAUGGAGCCACGACGUCGCCACAAACCACGGCUCAUCAAACUUGACUCCGCCAGGGAAACAGAGACGAGCCUGGGCCGACUCAGACACACCAACGUUAUCGGACAGGAGGUCGGGGUACAGCUUCGUACCAGUCUGGGAGGGAAGGUGACACUCCGCAGGCCAAGCCUUGAGGAGUACACUCUCCUCAUGUCCCGUGGGGCCACACCCUCCUACUGCAGCGUCAUAUACACUGCCAUCUGCAUGUUGGACAUUGGCCCUGGGUCAAAGGUCGUGGAGGCCGGUACAGGAUCUGGUGCUAUGACCUUACAUCUGUCAAGAGUUAAAGAGGCUAAAUGUGUAUUUGACGAUGGGGUCGUACACGAUUUCGAGGUGUGUCCGGAUCACCUGAAGAUAGCCAGGAGGAACGUGGCUGGCUGGACCCGGUCCUGGGACCUCAGUCACAGCGACCAGGGGCAGACGUGGCCGGAUAACAUCACCUUCCACUCUGCCGGGGUUCAGGACGCUAGGGACCACCUGGAGGAGGACCCACUUGUCGAUGCUGUGUUCCUGGAUAUGCCCCAUGUGACGUCUGCUCUGACAGGGCUGGUAGAUAUCCUCCAGCCUAAUGGACUGGCUGUACUGUUCCUGCCCAACAUUACCCAGGCUGUGGAGGUGGAUGCCUAUAUCAGGGAAACGGAGCUGCCUCUGCAAACUGAGGACAUUGUUAGAGUUUGUCAGGAGCACUGGACCGUCAAACCCUCACGCACAAAACGCCUCGUUACCCCCGAUAAUGAAAGGGCAGAUUCUUCCGAGUGGGGCAGUCAGGGCUCAAGAACUGAAGAGGAAAGUACCGGCAAAGAGAGUACAGAGGUCAAUGGAGCUACCGCCGUGUCAUCCCUGAGCUAUAUCUGUCGACCCAAUCACAGACAAUCACCUCAUUCUGGGUUCCUGAUAAAGACCAGAAGAUUAUUAAAAACAGCUACAUGUAGCAGCAUCUGAACCCUCAUUAGCUGUAAAUUCAUCCAAUCUCUAUUCAUUGUUGAUUUCGUGUUGUCAAUGACAGUGUAAACCAUCUGACUGAUAUUUAUCUGAUUGAUGAUAGAGUACAAUUCAAUGCAGUGGUCAUAAAAAUACACGUUUGUGUGCGUAUAAUACAUGACGAUAUCGAGAUAGUCUAUGAUUACACAAUUGAAACAAACAAUAUCAUACAUCACGGGAAGUGGGUGAGACACACAUGUACACAGUGGGCAGUGAAAUAGCACAUAAUUAUGUAACAUGGCAAUACGUUACUCUUCGUGUUCCACUGGUCCGUGAGGUGGCCCAGAAGAGGCAGGCCACUUGUCUCUUCCACUGCCACCACCACCACCACCACCAGCAGCAGUAGCUGUUGCCAACUGGAAUGGACCACCUGCAGCGACAGACAC
Geodia barretti is the source of this 1670-nucleotide messenger RNA. Lineage: Eukaryota; Metazoa; Porifera; Demospongiae; Tetractinellida; Geodiidae. The record is from the annotation of a GenBank genome assembly.